This is a messenger RNA of Schistosoma spindalis, 4820 nucleotides long. The record is from the annotation of a GenBank genome assembly. NCBI's taxonomy places the organism in Eukaryota, Metazoa, Platyhelminthes, Trematoda, Strigeidida, Schistosomatidae.
AUUUUAAGUGAGUUCGGUUAAGCGGUGUAAUUUCUUCUUAUUCGUAGUCAGUUAAGUUUGAAGCUCCAUUUGCAAUGGCAGAUUAGCUUCUUAAAUGGCUAAGAUGAAAAAAGCAUCAUUACGAUCCACCGUUGGGAAAUCAGUUAUAUAGCUUGUGCGAUGUAUCACAGACAGUAAUAUAUACAAUAUUGAUAAUCAUUUCCAUUCAUCUAUAGAUAUCAAAAUGAUGCUUUCGUCGACGGACCAGUGUUAACCCACUUUUUAUGCGCAACUGUGCUGUCGUUCCUUAACAGUUAUACGUUUUUUUCAUAGCAAACUUAGUUGUCCUAGCGAAUUCGACAUUAGCUUGACUGUUAGCGAUCAAGAGCAUUUAUCUCAGGAUAGUAAAUGCUUUAAUACUCGAUUUCACCGCAUCACAAGGGAGUUUUGUGGUUGUCUAUGUAUCGUUAAAAUGUUAUGAGGAGAAAUGUGCAAUUGUAGGGUUUUUCAUAAUUUCAGGCAUCCAUGGAUUAAUGGUUUUUGUGCUGACAGGUGUUUAAACAGUGCUUUAUAUGCUUUUAUUACUCAACCAAAGUUUAUUCCCACUAUGCUUAGCUCAAUGCACUCGUUAUCUUAUCACUCUAAAGUAGGUCUGAAGUGCAUCAUGUCAAUCUGUAAAAUAAGUAUGUAUGUAUGAAUCGUUCGGCUCUACUCAUCUACUACUUUUACUGAAUUUGUUCACUUAGAGUAAGGGGAGAGGUAGCUCUUCUAAACUUUUGAGCUGUUAAAAGUUGAGCUACUUGUGAAGCCUAAUUAUAUAAAAUGGUAUGUUCUUGAACUAUUCAGUAAAAAUUUCAGCUUUAGUGCAACUUAAUUCAUAGAAAGGCACUCACUUACUACUAAGUGAAAACAACCAGGUUCUAGUUUAUCGCUGACCCGGUUCACUGAAACUUUUCCCGAUCAUUACAUUUGCUCGUUACGCAGCGUAUGCUAGUGCUCUUAUAAAGCUAGCCAGUAUGAAUUUUGUGGAUCAAUGUGAUGGAUAAUACCGACUAUUAUGCCAGCUAACGGUAGUCGUCAAUCUGAUUUUUAUUAGUAGACAUAUUUAUCGGAAUAAUUUUACCAUUAGAAAUCAUUCUUGGCUGUUGUAUCACUUCCAGUUGUCCUUGCUAGUUUAGACCUAUCCAAAACCGUAGUCACUUCUUAUUCAUUCAGCUUAUGUCUUGGCUCAUAUCAUGGUUCCUGUCUCCCCAAAUUGUAUCAAGUUCACUUUUUAUUGGCGAAUCUUCGAAUUACAUGUCUUCAUGAAGUAACUUUUUUCCUUCGUGACAGACUGCUUUUAAACUUAUAUGCCACCAACGAGAAUAUUAUGAUGGAGGAUGUCCAGGAACAUAAAAGGGAGCGCGGAGAGAAAGUUCACCGAAAAAAGAAGAGUCGACAUUAUGAGGUUACUGAUCAAACUGCCAGUCGCUUCCUCAAUCAUUUUUCGGAUAACAGAUAUGAAAAUGAUAACCAAGAUAACGACUGUCAUGACGCCAAGACCACUGAAGGUUAUGCUGAUUUUAGUGCUACCAGAAGACCUUACUCUUCAAGUCGAGUUGUUUAUAGGGACAGUGUAGAGAAGACAUACCCAAACGAAAAAGCAGAACGACUUAAGUCGAAGAAAAAAUCACAGAGACAUGAAAAUGUGUUGAAUAUGGCUGGUAUGGGACACAAAUAUUCUGUCGAUCACUAUCAAGAAAGUAUCCAUAGUUAUGUUAGUGACAAUGAAAAUCAGUACAGAAGUCGCACAGGUUAUCGAAUUUCUCAAAAUCAAGUACCAUAUCAUCAAGAUGAGGAAAGUGGAGUGCCUGGUUCUAUUUGUUAUGAUGGCUCAGUACCAUCUUCUCUUUCAGGCAGCAUCCCCAUUUCUAAUGGUCGUUCUGAGGAACGUCGAGAAUCUUCCAUGGGUUUACCCACUAAUCUACACUCUGAAUCCUAUUCGAGUUACGAACAACGCUUGCUAGAUGAUGGACAUUCCAAUGCAUUUGUUGGGAGUGGACGGGAAUUUUGGAAUCCUGAAUUCAGACAAGGCCAGCAUGAACUUGUACCUCAUCAAAAUCUACCUGAGGUUUCGCCAACGAAAAACGUGUUAUCAAAAUUAUUCGCUUCUUUUAGGCGACGCAAGCCGAAAGCUCAUGUGUCACAAAUUACCAAGCCGUCUGAUAGUUCUACAUCAGUUUGCGUUAUUAUGCUUGAUGGUGAGGAGCUUGUUUUUCAGUUGAGUCGUGAUGAUAUUGGUCAAGUUCUUUUCGAUCAGGUGUGUCAGAACUUAGAUCUUUAUGAAGCUGACUACUUUGGACUGACGUUCGUCAGUAACAAAAUACGUACAUGGUUUUGGCUGGAUUUACAAACCAAGAUUGGAAAACAGUUGCGAGAUAACGAGCAACGGUUAUUUUAUUUUCAAGUUAAAUUCUACCCUCCUGAGCCAUCCUUGUUGCAAGAAGAGUUGACACGCUAUCAGCUUACUUUACAAAUUCGACAAGAUAUUUACACUGGGAAACUUCCUUGUUCGUGGGUUACACAAGCAUUAUUAGGUUCAUUUAUGGUACAGGCAGAAUUAGGCGAUUUCGAUCCGGAUAAACAUAUUGGGUUGGAUUAUUUAAAUGAAUUUGAGUUUGUACCAUCACCUACACCCCAAUUGUUGAAAAAAAUUGUGGAAUUGCAUAAAACACAUACUGGUAUGAAACCGAAUGAAGCUGAUAUUAAAUAUUUAGAGACUGCUAAACGGUUGGAAUUAUACGGUGUUGAUUUACACCCAGCUAAAGAUACGGAAAAUGUCGAUAUUUAUAUUGGUGUUGGUUUUCAUGGUGUAGUUAUUUAUCGUGACCGACUGCGUAUUGGUCGAUUUGCAUGGCCCAAAGUUCUACGUAUAUCGUAUAAAAAAAAUAAUUUCUAUUUAAAAAUUCGACCUGAUUAUUCAGAACCUGUAGAAGCUAUUGUAGGCUUUCGUUUGUUAAAUCCACAUCUAGCUAAUCGACUGUGGAAAGCUGCCGUCGAACAUCAUGCAUUUUUUCGACUGAAAGAAACACCAGCACCUAAAAGACCUUUAUCAACACCUAGUUUAAGUAAAUCACAAUUUCGUUAUACAGGACGAACAUUUUUUCAAUAUCGUACAACGAAUAUUGAUAGGCCACAUCCACGGUUUAAUCGUUCAAUGUUGAAGCGACGUACAGCAAGUAUGCCCACUGGUUUAAAUGCAGCUAUGAAUAUGCAUACAUUAAACAGAGCACAUCCACGUGAUAUGACUGUAGGCAAAAUUCAAAAUAAUGAUCAGUUACAAGGAUUACGAAGAUUUGGUUCUGUUCAAAUGGGCAGUGGAGUAAACGGGAAUAAUGGUGCAACGCAAUUAUACGGCACUGUUCCACGACAUCAUCCAUAUUCUGAGUCUGUUGGGUCUGAAGUACAAGAUAUACAGUCUCAAAUUAGUAAACAAUAUAGUGAUGGUGUUGCAAAUAGUUUAUCAUAUGGGUCUGUAAACGAAAGUUAUGAUAAUGAAGCUCCUUAUAAUGAUUAUGUAAAUUAUCGACAUUCUGGAAAAGGUAAACCGGACGAAAUGUUAUCUGUUACAAGUGGAUCUCAAUCAAGUGAUUAUCCUAUUAUUCAACAUGGUCAAAACGAUCGUAAAGGUAGACAACCUUCUGAGAUAUCAAAUUCCGUAAAUGAACGUAGACCGAAUUCUCCUAUAUAUGCAAAUACUAAAACACAUCGUCGUAAGAAGCAUCAUGAUGACUCAUCAACUAAUACUGUCCAACAAAAAGAUAAUUACACUUAUGAUCCGAAUACAAGAAUAAGCAAUUUGUCAUCUAGUCAUAAGCCUCCUGUAGGUGGUGUGCCAGUAUUCGGAGGUGUGAUGCUUCCUAAUAAUCACCAUAAUCAGGAAGUAGAUAGAUUGAAACGAUCCGAUCAACUUCGCCCUUUAAAUUCCCCUCAUUUUAAGAAGAAACAACAAUAUCAUUCAGAAGAGAAUGAUGAUGAACAAACUGUAACACUCACUGAAGAUAAGGCUGAUCAUAACCAAUACAAAUCCAGUUCUAAACAUCGAAAACAAUUACAAACCGAUCAUUACAGUGCAGUAUCUAAUCAUAAUAGACCUAGACAUUCCGGACGAUCACACCGAAGACAAUCAGGAAACGUAGAAGGUAUGUUGUAAUUUGAAGAAAACCUACCAUGUAACAAACUUUAUUAUCUGGUCGUCGUUUUCUCUUAUUAUACAUACUCAGCGUGGGGCUUCCAUUUCUUUGCUUACAUAUUUGAUCCUUUCCAAUGUUUUUAUUUGUUAUGUGAUUGUUAACAGGUUUUUUAAAAUAUUUUAUCCUCUGUGAUUUACAUAACAAUUAUUCAGACAAUAUUUAGGAAUUUUGUUCGCACUUAUCCAUUCAUACGUAGUAUACACACGCACACUGUCUUAUUGUACCACCUAAUAUACAUUUAUCGGACUUUUCAUAUUAUUUUAAACUUACUAUGAUUACUGUUUUUUCUUUCUAAAUAUUUUUUCUAUUGUUUCAUUCGAUUUUUUAUCACGUUAGCGUUGAUGAUUUACUCAUGCAUACAUAUCAUUCUUAUAUAUAUGGAAAAUUAUUAUCCUUUUAUAAUUUCUCUAAAUUUGUUAUUUGUACAUGGUUUUAUUUUUAAACCCCAACAUAUCAUACAUUCAUUUAUUUAGUAGAUUGUUCUCAAGACUAAAUUAUUUAUAUACGGCGUAAUUUUUGUAGCUCCCUAUUAUGAAUACUUAACCCUCCGGACACUAUACACCUGUUUGAUUUAACGAUAUAGUUCAACAAUAAAAGAAUUACUUACUU